GCUGUAGUAGGAGUAGCUCGUGCGGUAAUGUGGUGGGUUCCGGGAUCGCCUGUUUACUGCAAGUUGGUGAACUGUAGUAAGGAGAAGGCGGCAGUCGAGGGUAGCCCGGACGCCAACCUGGGGACGCUGGGGUCGCUCAAGAAGCGUCAAGUCGUCAACGUUCUCGCAGCGUUCAUCGAGGACGGCCUGUUUCCGAUCGACCCGAAGCGAGUGCCGGCCUGCAUCAACGGUGAGCUUGAGCUUCCUCUGAUCAACGAGUUUUGUACACCUUUCGCAGCCAAGCAACGGCGUCUUUCUCCGGAAGAACGACGCAUGAUCAGGGCAGAGAUUCAGCAGUUGGUAGACCGAGGAGUGAUCCGUCAAUCCAUGUCUGCUUGGGCUGCCCAGUGCUUGUGCGUCAAGAAAAAGGAUGGUACGCUGCGACUGUGCAUCGACUGGCGUGAACUCAACAAACUCUUGGUCUCCGAUAGUGGGGGUUUGGCUGACAUGCAGACGAUAUUCGACGGGUUGAAGGGCAAGAAGUAUUUCACUCAGGUAGACCUCGCCUCCGGUUUUCACCAGAUGGAAAUUGCCGAGAAAGACCGUUACAAGACGGCCUUUCGAGAUGCGGAUGGAAUGCUUUGGGAAUUUACGCGCGCGGGUUUCGGCCUGACGGUGCUUCCGGCGGCCUUUACUCGUAGAGUGAAAUCGGCUCUGGGGCAUCUAGCAGGCGUGUUUAGCUGGCUUGACGACAUUCUCAUCGCUAGCGACUCAUGGCAAGAACAUCUCGCCACUCUGACGCUCGUUCUGAACCGCCUUCUGGCUGCGGGGCUAUCCGAAUUCCUCGGCAUGAUCAUCGACAGCACGGGUCUGUACCCUGCUCCGUCUAAGCUAGAUGCAAUCGCACGCAUGCCUCGCCCACACACCGUAGAAGAGCUGCGCACGUUUUUGGGUCUUACCGGUUACUUUCGUCAGGUUGUACCCAACUACAGUUUGACUGCGGCUCCGCUCACCAACAUCCUGCGCAACAAAGCCUUCGCUUCGAAACGUGCACGCAAGCUUCAUAUCCCGUGCACGCUGGGUGUAGGAGCUUCGCUUAUGCAGACAAUCGAUGGUGUCACCAGAGCGGUGGCGUUCGCGAGCCACCGGUUUUCACAAACCGAUGCUAGACGCGGGCCCACGGAACGAGAGUGCAUGGGGGUCCUCUGGGCGGUAGACCACUUCAGGCCGUACCUAGCGGGUAGACGGUUCAAACUGGUCACAGACUGUUCUGCCCUCACAUGGUUGUUCCGAAGCCGUGAACUCUGCCCCAAGCUGCACAGGUGGGCGCUGCGGCUGAUGGAGUACGACAUGGAACUGGAAUGGAAGGCGGGGGUAGAGCACGUAGUGCCCGAUGCUUUGUCCCGGUUGCCUGUGGCGAACCCGGUAGAGGUCGACGUCGACGAUUCGUUUCCGGAUGAUCUGUCGUGCGCUGCAGGCACUGCGGUAGAGAUUUUAGGACCGGAGUUGAAGGGUGUAAGGCUGGCUGAGUUGGACCCUGUGCAGGUAGACCAGGUAGGCGAUGCUGACUCCCAACCCUCUCACCCCACUCCGGAGGGGGCCGACUUCCAUCUGUCCGCCCUUCGAGCGUUGCCUUUCGCUGCAUGUGCGGCUGUAGACCAUGAGCCUGAUGCCCCCCGCCGCAGCGGCCGGACCCGUACCCCUUCGGUACGAUUACGACCGAUCGGCGACGCGCAGCUGCCCCCGACAAGUGUGCUGGAGGCCCUCCCGGACAGAAAGGUAAUCGGCCCCGCCGCGGUGCAAGCCUCAUCUCCAGCGCCGUCGCCAUCAACACUGCCGCCGUCCCCCGUUAGUCCUGGCGACGACGACAUCGGUGAGGUGCUGGCGGCACGGGGGGAGGUUACGACGUCGUCGUCGAGCCACGCGUUGGAUGGAGCAUCAGCCAUCGAUCUGACAGCACGAGUGCU
Molecule: messenger RNA, 1946 nt
Organism: Ectocarpus sp. CCAP 1310/34
Lineage: Eukaryota; Phaeophyceae; Ectocarpales; Ectocarpaceae
Source: the annotation of a GenBank genome assembly